AUGUCUUCCUCAUCGUCUAAUGGCAUAGAUGAAAGGUUAAACGAAGCUUUUGAAGAAAUGUUCGAGCAACAAUUUGAUCAUACCUUCGACUCAAUAGUUGAUGUUCAAGCCAACAAGCCGAAGAGACGAGCUUAUAUCGAAAGAGAUCGGGAACAAAGACACAAUCUACUAUGGAACGACCAUUUCAGGGAACAUCCUACAUACCCACCGGAAAUGUUUAGGUGGCGUUUUCGAAUGAACAAGCCAUUGUUCCUUCGCAUUGUCGAUCGCCUAAGUAAUGAAGUUCCAUACUUUGAGCAAAGAAGAAAUGCUCACGGAAGGUACGGGAUAUCUGCACUUCAAAAGUGUACAGCAGCUAUACGUAUGCUGGCAUAUGGUCAAUCGGGAGAUACGUAUGAUGAAUAUCUCCGACUUGGUGAAAAUACUGCACUUUUAUGUUUGGAAAAUUUCACUAAUGGGAUAAUACAAUUGUUUGGAGAUGAGUAUCUAAGAAGACCUACACCGGAUGAUCUUCAACGAUUACUCGAUGUUGGAGAGGUACGCGGGUUUCCAGGGAUAAUAGGCAGCAUCGACUGUAUGCAUUGCAAGUGA
Messenger RNA from Brassica napus (rape), 591 nucleotides. RefSeq lists its product as uncharacterized. Bases 1 to 591 code for a protein of 196 amino acids. The transcript has a single exon. The record is from RefSeq and is a predicted model, not a curated record. Lineage: Eukaryota; Viridiplantae; Streptophyta; Magnoliopsida; Brassicales; Brassicaceae.